GUCCAGCUUGAAGGUGCUGCAGCCUGGGUCUUGGAAAAGCAGGGCACAGCACCGAAGCUGGUGAGUUGCACUGGUGAGCACCAGUACUCAUGGCGGGACAGGCUGACGAUCGUAUCAGAUCCUCGUGGUGUUUUGGCAAGAGGAACAGGAACUUCAAUGUGGGCUGCAGGGGAGGUGCUCUCAGACUAUUUAGCGGACAAUGAGCACCUUUGCAGGGGAGCCACCUGUUUGGAAGUGGGCGCUGGCACUGGGGUUGUUGGUCUAACAGCAGCGCAUUUUGGUGCGAAGUUGGUUGUACUGACAGACGUGGCCAGACAGAUACCCCUUUUGCAGAGAAAUGCGACGGCCAAUGAUGCUGGAGAGGUGCAUGUCAAAGAGCUGGACUGGACAAAGGAGGAGCAGAGGGCUGGUUUGCAACCAUGGAAGGGAAGCUGGAGUUUGAUUGUUGGCUCAGACGUUGGCUAUGAUCCAGAUCUGUUUGAGCCACUCCUGCAGACGUUGCUAGCCCAAAGCAGCUCGACGACAAAUAUCCUGUUGGCUUUGGCUGACCGGGAAGAGGAGGACGAGCCAAAUGUCGAGGACUUCAUUUAUGCAGCAGCUCCACACUUCGAGGCUUCUGUGAUCUUUGAACGACGUGCUGAACCUCAGCAGAGCCUUACAAAGGUUGUCCAGAUGCGCAAGAGGUCCACUGAAAGCAGCUGA
Molecule: messenger RNA, 702 nt
Organism: Cladocopium goreaui
Lineage: Eukaryota; Dinophyceae; Suessiales; Symbiodiniaceae
Source: the annotation of a GenBank genome assembly